This is a messenger RNA of Chinchilla lanigera (long-tailed chinchilla), 4876 nucleotides long. RefSeq names its product KAT8 regulatory NSL complex subunit 1-like (gene Kansl1l). The transcript is spliced from 15 exons. The record is from RefSeq and is a predicted model, not a curated record. Gene Ontology annotation, cellular component: NSL complex. Gene Ontology annotation, molecular function: histone acetyltransferase binding. Lineage: Eukaryota; Metazoa; Chordata; Mammalia; Rodentia; Chinchillidae. The coding region runs from base 509 to 3472 and encodes 987 amino acids.
CAUGAAUCAAUAUUGAAUUUUCUCAACUGCUUUUUCUGCAUCUAGGGAGGUAAUAUUUUUAAUAAUCUUGUGAUAUGGUAAAUUUAGGUGAUUAAUUGUUUUUUCUUUACUGUUCAACCUGUCAUGGAGAAGGACUGCAUGGGAAUAAGCCAUACUUGGUUGUGACAUAUUAUCCUUUUCAUAUAUAGCUCUAUUUGUUUUAAAAAUAGUAAUUUUUAAUAAAUACUAUUUAUUUUAAAAAUAGUAAUUAAAUCAAAUAUUGUCACUUAUACCUAUAUAAAUCCUCAUAGGAUUUAAGAGAGCUUAAGAGUCAUGACCCAUUGGCUUAUAAAUUCAGUCAACAAAUACAUGACAAUUGCUAUGUACCAGACAUUCUGGUGCUGGAGAUUAGAACAUUGAACACAAUGCUGCUAAAGCUAUAUUCCUUCCUAGAAUGUAAUGCAAUGGCAGGUAGUGAUUGUGCUAUGAAGUCAACAAGGGUUUCCAGUGAUUAUCUGCAGGAAUCGCCAUGACCCCAGCUCUGAGGGAAGCCACAGCAAAGGGUAUCUGCUUUUCAUCUUUGCCAAAUACCAUGGAGUCUGAGAAGAUACUAUGCAUGGAAAGUGCAAGAACUAUAGAUGAAAAUCUAAAGGGAGACACUUUCUCUCAGUUGCUGGGAUUUCCAGCCCCUGAACCUACUCUUAACACUAAUUUUGUGAAUUUAAAACGUUUUGGCUCCCCCCAGCCUUCAAAACAUUAUCAGACAGUUCUUUUAAUGAGUUCUAACUCUACUUUAAAUAAAUACAAUGAGAAUUAUAAACAAAAGAAAUCAGGGGAGCCCAACUGCAAUAAGCUUAAAAAAAUACUGCGUAAUGGCAACAACAUUCAGCUCAGUAAAAUGUGCCAUUCUCAUUCUGAAGAGCUCAUUAAAAAGGAACCUCUAUCAGAUACAAGCCAGUGCAUGAAAGAUGCACAAAUCACUUUGGAUGCAAAUCUAACCAAAGAUACGAAUGUAGAUAAAGCCCAACUGCAAAACUGUAAACAGUUCCAAAAGAAUGCACUUUUGGAUAAAGUUACUGAUGCUGACAUUAAAAAGGGUUUAUUGUACUGUGCUCAAAAGAAAACUGGACCUGGCCUCUCAAAUAUGCCUGAUAGUUCCUCAGCUGCUGAGAAAGAGCAGGAAGUCAAUGCUCGUUUACUUCACUGUGUAAGCAAACAGAAAAUUUUACUUAGCCAGGCUAGAAGAACUCAGAAACAUUUGCAGAUGCUCCUGGCAAAGCAUGUUGUUGAGCACUAUGGUCAGCAAAUGAAAUUUUCUAUGAAGCAUCAGCUGCCCCAAGUGAAGAGUUUUCAUGAGCCUACCAGAGUUUUGGAUAACAGUUUACCAACACGCACUGAAAUUAAGCCAGAAGUCAACAUAUUGACUGCAGAGAAUAAACUGUGGGAUGAUACACAAAAUGGCUUUACUCGGUGUACGGCUGCAGAAAUCCAGAGAUUUGCACUAUCUGCUACAGGGCUGUUGUCUCAUGUUGAAGAGGGUCUGGAUUCUGAUGCAACUGAUAGCAGCUCUGAUGACGAUUUGGAUGAAUAUACCGUUAGAAAAAAUGUGUCAGUUAACCGUAGUACUGAAUGGAAGUGGCUUGUAGACAGAGCAAGAGUUGGCAGCCGAUGGACGUGGCUUCAAGCCCAGAUUUCAGAGCUAGAAUACAAAAUCCAACAACUAACAGAUGUUCAUAGGCAGAUUCGUGCCUCCAAGGGCAUAGUGAUCCUAGAAGAAAGUAAGCUUCCAAAAGAUAUUCUGAAAAAACAAAUACAGUUUGCAGAGCAAGCAGCUUCAUUAAACACUACAGAGAAUCUUCAGGUUCCCCAGAGAAGUCAAGAGCCUUUACCAGAACAAGAUUUUGAAAUGUCACCAAGCAGCCCAACACUUCUUCUUCGAAACAUAGAGAAACAGAGUGCUCAGCUGACUGAAAUCAUCAACAGUUUGAUUGCACCUCUCAACUUAUCGCCAACUUCAUCACCCCUGUCCUCGAAAUCCUGUAGCCAUAAAUGUUUCACUAACGGCAUUUCCCGAAGUUCUUCAGAAAAUUUAGAGGAAUUCUCUUCAUCCAGUAGCUGGUUACUUAAUCAGAAGCACAGUAAGAAAAGGAGAAAAGACAGGAUAAGACUGAAAUCUCCAUCUUUGACUAUCAUGAGUACAGCAGCCCGAACAAGACCGCUUCAGAGUUUCCAAAAACGAAAACUCUACAGAUUGAGCCCCACUUUUUACUGGGCUCCUCAGAUUUUGCAUUCAAAAGAAACAUCAUUUUUAAACCCCACAGAAAUGCCUUGCCUGCGGUCAGCUCCAACUGGGAUGAACUGUAAACACAAUUCAAAGUCUCAGAUACUAAGAGAACAUGUUUCAGAGUUAGAUUCCUCUUUCCAUUCUGUUCUAUCCUUGCCAUCAGAUGUGCCUCUUCAUUUUCACCUUGAAACAUUAUUUAAAAACAAUGAAAUAAGAGGAGAUCUUUCUGCAAAUCGAAUUGUAGGCAACUGUAUCUUAUCACCAUCAACUGUACACAGUACCUCUUUGAAUCAGUGGAGAAAUGGAUAUUCAGCUAUGUGUAAGCCUCAAGUAAGGUCAGAAUCUUCUGUACAGCUGUUACAGGGAAGAAAGAAAAGGCAUUUGAGUGAAACAGCAGUAGGAGAAAGGGAUAGAUUUGAGGAAUUUGCUUUCCAACACACAGAACCAGGAUCCCAUUGCAAUUUUACUGCUGUCUCUAAUUUCAAUGUUAUAUCAAGAACCCAGAAUUCAUCAUCACAAAGUACUGCACGACGGAGGUUAAGAAGUGAAAGCUCUUAUGACAUAGAUAACAUUGUGAUUCCUAUGUCAUUAGUAGCCCCGGCUAAGUUAGAAAAACUCCAAUAUAAGGAAAUACUGACUCCAAGCUGGAGGAUGGCUGUUCUUCAGCCUUUGGAUGAAUGUAACUUAGGUGAAGAGGUAGAAGAUCUUUCUGAUGAAGCCUUCUCUCUAAGACACAAAAAAUAUGAAGAGAGAGAGCAAGCCAGGUGGUCACUAUGGGAACAAAGCAAGUGGCACAGGAGAAACAGCAGAGCUUACAGUAAAAACGCUGAAGGACAGGAGGUGCUCCUCAAGGAGUCCCCAAGUGACUUCAGUGGCAGUCAGCACUACGCUGCUCAAAGUCCCCCUGCACUGCCGCCAGCACACCGUGACCUGUGUGUACAAGGCUCACCCUUUGCAAAUGAAAGCCAAGAAAUCAAGUCUCUGUGGUGGGAACGACGGGCUUUUCCGCUGAAGGAUGAAGACACAGCAGCCUUAUCCUGCCAAGAUGAAGGAAAGGAGCAGCCAGAGAGGCCAAGCACAGCUUUCCAGGGUGACGUCUUCGGUACCAGUGCAUCAGAGAAUGGACACCAUCUAAAAAACCAGUUUGACGGAACGGAAGAGUAUAAAGCCUUAGGUCUAGCACUUACUAAUGUUAAAAAAAACAGGUGACAGGGAACAGGUAAAGAAAAUUAUCUAAAUGAAGAGAAGAAAGGAGGAAAAAUAAGCUGUGUUCUGGACCUUCCACACCCUUUCGUCCCAAUUCCAGAAAGAGAAUGGACUGCAUGUAUUCAUCUUUUACGCUGUCUAUGAAACAGGCAAGAGAAGCCUCUUUUUCCUUCCUGAAGCACAGAAGUAGCUAGCUUUCCACCUAGAGACAAAUGUUCAUCAUUUGUGUUUAUCAUACAAAUUACAAGCACCAAUAUAUUAACUGCUGCAAUCUGAUGUCCAAUCACCUUACUGGGUAAUUUUUAAGACACCACACCCUGACACCCACACCCCCAUACUCAGACACACAGACACACACCAAGCAUCAGAUGGCAGUUCUUUUUUCUAUUCCUCUGACAAUUCACUGAAACUCCCUCAGCAACAUACUGGAAUAUAUACAUGUAUAUACAAUAUAUACACAUAUGCACACAUGCAUAGUUUUAAAACUGCACCUGCAAUGACCCACUCCACUUGAAAAUCCACAUAUGGCCCACCCUAUGAAACGUAAGCUGUAAUACAGAGCACAGGCUUCCAAUGAGGAAAGAUGCCUAGGAGUUUGACUGUGGAGAGGGAGUACUUUUGGCUUUGUGUUUAACAUGUUUAAACAACAGAAGUUAUUUAAGGAAAUUCUUCUGUCAAAUAACACAAUACUCAUCUAUUUAAAUGCCGCUAUCUGCUGGACUAACCACAGGGUACUGUUUACUCUUAACAGAGUUAAGACACGCAAAUCAGAGUUAAGUAUCGGUGCAAUUUUAAACUAUUACAUCUUUGAAAACUCAAUUUAUUGUGCCUACAUUAUUUUAUGUAUCUCAUGAAGAAAAAUCAACUUAAAAUGUGGAAUAAACAGGAAAGCCCUUCAUUAUAACUUUUUUAAUAAUUAUAAUUCUAGCUAAUUUGCUCCUACAUUGCCAUAACUAUUCAAAUAAAACUCUAUUCUUAUCUGCACCCCACGCAUUAAAAUGUUCAAAGGACAAUACUUCAGUGUUAGAUACUAUGGAGCACACAUUAAGGAGGAUUCCUUUUGAAACUAUUAAGCUAUGUUUUUCCUAUGUGAAAGUUGAAAACAAUCAGUAUGUUUUCAUAUAACUGAAAAUCCUGGCCAUCUGGCCUAGUCUAUGGAACUUAACAGUAAGUUUUUGUUCAGGAUUGGAAAUUAUACUGUUCCCUUCAAAAGAAACAACAAAUUCCAAUUCAAUACUGACAAACUUUUGCUUGUUGUUUUACUGUACAUUUGUUUUUAAAAAAAAAAAAAAAAAAAAAAACAAGUCUGACAAACCCAAGUUGUCCUGGUAAAUAAAUUCAAAUCUUCGUCAUGUCUGAUAUUAUAUAAUCUUCUAUGUAAGUUUUUUAAUUAAAGUUAUUUCUAUA